Molecule: messenger RNA, 1101 nt
Organism: Anthonomus grandis grandis
Lineage: Eukaryota; Metazoa; Arthropoda; Insecta; Coleoptera; Curculionidae
Product: V-type proton ATPase subunit D-like
Exons: 5
Coding region: 128-877 (249 amino acids)
Cellular component (GO): proton-transporting V-type ATPase complex
Molecular function (GO): proton-transporting ATPase activity, rotational mechanism
Source: RefSeq, a predicted model, not a curated record
AUUGCAUCUGACAGUCAGCUGAUUUGUUUGUCAGCUGACUAGUCUCGUGAGUUUCCCAAAAUUCAUGAAGCAGAAAUCCAACUAAGUCUUAAAUAUUUUAGUGCAUUUUAUUUAAUAGUCUUGCAAUAUGUCUCAGAACGAUAGAUUACCAAUUUUCCCUUCCAGAGGAGCUCAAAUGUUGAUGAAAAUCAGACUAAAGGGAGCCCAAACAGGUCAUAAUCUUUUAAAGAAAAAAGCUGAUGCUUUGCAAAUGAGAUUCCGUAUGAUUUUGAGCAAAAUCAUAGAGACCAAAACUCUCAUGGGAGAAGUAAUGAAAGAGGCAGCAUUUUCCCUUGCUGAGGCCAAGUUCACUACAGGAGAUUUUAACCAAGUUGUCCUACAAAAUGUCACAAAGGCCCAAAUUAAAAUUAGGACAAAGAAAGACAAUGUCGCUGGUGUAACUCUACCAGUUUUUGAAUGCUACCAAGAUGGCACUGACACUUAUGAGUUAGCUGGAUUGGCUAGGGGAGGACAGCAAUUAGCUAAGCUGAAGAAAAAUUACCAAAAUGCAGUAAAACUAUUGGUAGAACUUGCUUCUUUGCAAACUUCUUUCGUAACCCUUGAUGAGGUGAUCAAGAUCACUAACAGAAGAGUGAAUGCUAUAGAGCAUGUAAUCAUUCCAAAAAUUGAGAACACUCUGCAAUACAUCAUCUCAGAACUUGAUGAAGUAGAGAGAGAAGAAUUCUAUCGCUUAAAGAAGAUUCAGGAUAAAAAGAAGAUUGCAAAGGCUAAAACUGAAAAGAUUAAGGCAGAACUCAGAGCUAAAGGAUUGCUAGAGGAGCAGAACAACCAACCGGCUAACAUUCUGGAUGAAGGUGAUGAGGAUAUUCUUUUUUAAACCAUUAACAUUCUGGCUUCAUAAAUUUUGGUUUAUACUCACCAUAAAUUUAUUGUUCUAUAAACUAUUGUCAUUAAAAUUGUACAAUAUAUUUGAUCAUGUUUCUUUAAAAAAUAUAGCAGUUAUAUUACAUUGCAUUAUUAAAAUUUUUAGUAUAAGUUGUUAUAUAUAUAUCUUGUAAAAUGUUUGUGCUAAGUAAAAAAAUAUAUGAGGUAGAUUAAGGA